Exophiala spinifera is the source of this 1119-nucleotide messenger RNA. RefSeq lists its product as uncharacterized. Bases 1 to 1119 code for a protein of 372 amino acids. Gene Ontology annotation, molecular function: double-stranded DNA binding. Gene Ontology annotation, cellular component: nucleus. The record is from RefSeq and is a predicted model, not a curated record. NCBI's taxonomy places the organism in Eukaryota, Fungi, Ascomycota, Eurotiomycetes, Chaetothyriales, Herpotrichiellaceae. Gene Ontology annotation, biological process: DNA damage response; DNA replication. The transcript has 2 exons.
AUGCCUCGAGCCGAAGUUGGAUCGACAAAGUACAUCGCCAACCAGAUGAAGUCGAAAGGACUUCAGCGGUUGCGAUGGUACUGCCAAGCGUGUCAGAGACAGAUGCGCGACGAGAACGGCUUCAAAUGCCAUGUCGCUUCGGAAUCACACAUUCGGCAAAUGCAAAUAAUUGGCGAAGAUCCUAAAAAAGCAAUCAAUGAUUACUCCCGGCAGUUUCUUCGAGAUUUCAUACAGCUACUACGAACCGGCCACGGAGAGAAGAAGGUCAACGUCAAUCACUUCUACCAAGAAUACAUCUCCAACAAAAGCCAUGUACAUAUGAAUGCCACAAAAUGGCCCAGUCUGACAGAAUUUGCGAAAUAUCUUGGUCGGGAAGGCAUCUGCAGAGUGGACGAAGAUGAGCAGAAUGAGAACAAAACGGGCGCCAGUGCGCUGACUAUCAGCUGGAUCGAUAAUAGUCCAGAAGCACUUCGGCGGCAAGAGGCGUUGAAGAAGAAAGAACGUCAAGAUCGCGGCGACGAGGAGCGAGAACAGAGGAUGAUACAGGAGCAAAUUCGGAAAGCGAAGCGUGAAGGGAGGCAACACAGCAGCGAAGAAGAGGACGAGGAAGAGAUCGAGGAAGCAGAACAAGUCGAAGGGGAAGGCAUCAAGCGCAAGGAUGGCGAGAAGAUUGUACUGAAUUUUGGUUCGAGGAAGUCUCCAGUGGAAGGCCAGCAACCUCCCACUCCUCCACUAUCGGACAAGGACGAGGCCAGCUCCGACCAAGAAAAGGCAACGGCGACACAGUCUGCCUCAGAUUCAGCUCCUGCCAAUCGACAAGCUCCUGCUUCAGAAGAGCCUACACACGUCGACAACACGAGUGGGAAGACGGCAGCACCCGCAAAACAACCUGUCUCGCUGUCGUUUGGGUCUUCAACUGCUCGCCCGAAGAAUGUUUUUGCAACCGCGUCUAAAAAGAAUGCUUUGGCCGGUCCGAAGAAACCUACGAUGCUGGCACCCUCAAGGCCCAUGAGUGAAGCAGAAAGGAUAAUGAAGGAAGAAAUGGAGCGAAAACGCCAUCGCGAGGCUGGUGGAUUUAAAGCCGGCGCAAACGCAUUCAAGAAACAACGUGUCUCGUGA